This is a messenger RNA of Electrophorus electricus (electric eel), 1338 nucleotides long. It is a transcript of the gene c22h1orf50, whose product is annotated as chromosome 22 C1orf50 homolog. The record is from RefSeq and is a predicted model, not a curated record. NCBI's taxonomy places the organism in Eukaryota, Metazoa, Chordata, Actinopteri, Gymnotiformes, Gymnotidae.
UCGCCGAACAGCUGCAGAGACCCUGCGGGAUCUUACUUCUCUGAUUAUACUUUUACAGUCAUAAACAUUAAAUAGCUGCACAUCCAGUAAUGAAAUUAGAGUAGAAAAAACCGGAACGCUUUCUUCUCAGAAUCAAUUAACCUCGCGAAUACAAGCUACAGUUGUGUAAAUGGAGCGAACUGUCGGUUUACCCAGUCAAGCGGACAGACCCACCGUCACUUUGGUGGAAACCAGUAGGAACCCAAGUGGUAUAGUUAUGGUGAGCCCCUACCAGACCAACAGGGUUGGAGAUCCCAUGGACCUUGUUGCUCUGGGCUCAGCAGGUCCAGAAGGGAGAUGAACUUAUCAGAGCAAUGCUUGCAACAGGUUGACUGUCAUUGCUGACCAAAUAAGAUGCCUGCAGGAAAAAGCAAGAAAGGUGUUGGAGGAUGCCAAGAGAGAUGCAGAACUGCACCAUACAGCCUGCAAUGUUGUGAAGAAGGCAGGUGACACGUACUACCUGUAUGAGCGUGAGUCUGGACAGCGCUACUUCUCUAUUCUGUCCCCAAAGGAAUGGGGUCCUAGUUGUCCACACAAGUUCCUAGGAGCAUACAAACUACAGCACGACAUGUCAUGGACUCCGAUAGAAGAGCUUGAAAAGAGGGAUGGUGAAAUGAGUGUAAUGGAUAAGUUACUGGACAGUCAGGCAGCUCUGCCUACAUGCACAGGACCCAACUUUGAGGGUCUUUCAAAGUGAAGGGACACUGAUCUCAUGAUUGGCUAUUAUAGAGGCCUCGUGGGCUUAUGUGAGGUAGAAAUGCUGUACCUGGCAAAUUAAUAUUUAUUUAAUUUUUGGAAUGGGAAUUAACCUUUUAUAAUCACAUUAUCACUGUAAAAACAUGGCAGAUAACUGGACCAUACCAUGAAACUGUCACAAAGUCUCUAAAUAUACCUAAAACAACUUAAUACAUUUAUAUUUAAUUUAAUAAUUGUCAGACCAAAAUAAUCCUGUUUUCUAAUUUUGAGUCAAUAAUUUAAAAAAAAAAAAAAAAAAAAAAAAAAAAAAAAAAAAAAAAAGCAUGUACUGAGAUCUCGCAGCCUGAGCUAGGAUAUAUUUAUCAUGUCAAAUGCAUAUGCAGUGUGUAAUUACAUUUUAUUACAUCAUUCAUGACUUAUUUCAGUAUACAUGUCCAACAGUACAUAGUUUUGCAUAUAUCUAAAUUUGACAGGUCUCACAGGACUUAGGAAAGAAGUUGGGAAAGUAUCAAAAUAUAAUUUGUAGCUACAAUUAAAUUGUGAUACAAACAUGAUAAAACAGCAUAUUUAUUAAUUAAAAUCCAGCACUUGGCUAUAAUACUA